Messenger RNA from Puccinia graminis f. sp. tritici CRL 75-36-700-3, 726 nucleotides. RefSeq names its product histone H2A. The record is from RefSeq and is a predicted model, not a curated record. The transcript is spliced from 4 exons. Bases 144 to 545 code for a protein of 133 amino acids. Lineage: Eukaryota; Fungi; Basidiomycota; Pucciniomycetes; Pucciniales; Pucciniaceae. Gene Ontology annotation, molecular function: DNA binding; protein heterodimerization activity; structural constituent of chromatin. Gene Ontology annotation, cellular component: nucleosome.
UGGGAUGUCCCAAGAGUAUAUAAACACCCUCCCCUUCAACCGGAGACCAUCCCACCUCCAAGCUCAACCAUCAACACAAAAACCACCUCACCAACCAACCAACCAACCAAACCCACCCCACCCAAAAACCAACACACACAACAAUGUCAGGAGGCAAAGGAGGCAAAGCCGGUGGCGAGAAAGCUGCCAGCCAAUCUCGUUCGUCCAAGGCCGGUCUUCAAUUCCCUGUCGGUCGUAUCCACCGACUACUCCGAAAGGGCAACUAUGCCCAGCGAGUUGGAGCUGGUGCACCUGUCUACCUCGCCGCCGUUCUGGAAUACCUGGCUGCUGAAAUUCUUGAAUUGGCCGGAAACGCUGCUCGGGAUAACAAGAAAUCUCGAAUCAUCCCCCGUCAUCUACAACUUGCCAUCCGAAACGACGAAGAAUUGAACAAGCUCCUCGGUCACUGUGUUAUCUCACAGGGUGGUGUUAUUCCACAGAUUCACUCCGAGCUGCUCCCAGCCAAGUCAAAAGACAAAGCAUCCAAGGUUUCCCAGGAAGUCUGAUCGUUCCAACUUUCUUUCGACUCUUAUCUUUGUGUUUGCUUCUUGUUCUGUACUUCUCCCAACCUUCAAAAUUUAUGAUAAUCGGCUCUAUUUUUAAAUGUUGUUAUGAUUUGAAACAAAGAGUUGCAACUUUCAAAAAAUGUAAACUAUAAAGAACUACCCUCAUUACAUUUGUCGCACA